AUGGAGCGAACGAAGGAUUUGCAGCGCGAGAAUAGAAAGGAAAAUAAACAGAAAAAGAGGAAACAAGAAGAAAUAGACUCCAAACGGGACGAGGAAGACUUGCUCGGUACGAUCGCACAAGACUUUCUAUUAAAGUCCAUUCACAAUAUCGCAAGUUUCGUUUCUUUAUUUUUUUUGACAUCUCAUCACAUUUGAUCGGAAGUAUACUGAAAUAUAAGAUUGGUUUACUGUGUUGUUUUGAAUGCAAUUUUUCCAACCAGGUUAUUCUUAUAAACAUGUUCCAACGGACGUUUUAUCGGUCAUUCAAAGCAUUUGCACUUGCUUCGGAAUCGGUGGUCUCUAUAACGCAAAGAAAAGGUAAAUACAUGCGACACCUCAUUUAGGUCAUUGAAUAAAACCUAAUGAUAAAUGACAGAAACUAGCCAAGAGAGUGAGGAGAACAUUGCGAGGUACUUAACUAAGCUUUGUGGUUAAAAGACCGCCCCUGCCUUCUUGUUCCAAUCUGGAAAUAAUCUCGGGCUUAAUUAGGUAACCUUUCAGUUCUUGUCACACAACCUGUUAAUGUUAUGUCACAGUACAGAACAAGAUUAUGGCGAAGAAUAAAAACAUGAUGAUGGUCUAUUUAAUCAGCAGCUCUGUGAUUCUUGAUUCAAGUAUAAUUCAUGGUUCAUUUACAAAGAUUUGGGAUACAUAACAUAAUUUGACUUGUGAAGGAUUGAACUGAAAAAAUAAAAUGCCAGACCAGGUUCCCCUUAACCCUUUCACUCCCAUGAUCUCUUUAGUAAUUCUCCCUACUAUCUGCCAAACACUGCUUAUAGUUUUAGUUUGGAGAAUUUGGUAUUGAAUCAAAUGAUAAUCCACCAAUUGAUAUUUUUCUAUAUUCCCAUUACUUGUUCACUUGAGAUUGUUUUGAUGUUUUAAGGAGAAAUUCUGUCUUGGUCACUAUUGGGAGUAAAAGGGUUAAACCAACAACAAUCAGAUAGUUCUGAGGAUAAAAACUCCUGUCCAGCAGGGAUUUUUAACCAUUUUUUACUGUGUUUGACCAUUAGAUUCAGUAAGUACUUUGGGCCAAGUACAACAUUUAUUACUGUGCUUUUUAUUUAUCUUAUUUUUUCAGAAAAAUUGAAUCAAAAGGUGGUGUAUUGGAAACACUAAAAGAAGGUAUAUCAUGUGCCACAUCUCACUCAAUGUUCAAAAAGAUAAGAACAAAUGAAGAAAAUAAGAGACUCUAAUGGUAAAAGGGGUGGCCCACGGUACCUUACACCUUUAACUCCCAAGAUCUCAUUGGUAAUUCUCCUUACUGACUGCCAUAUAAUUCUUGUGAUGUUCAUUUGGAGAAUUUGGAUUGGAUCAACUAAUAACCCCCUUAUUGUUGUUCUUUAUUCUCUUUUUAUAUUGUAAGGAGAAAUUCUCUCUUGGUAACUCAUAGGAGUUAGAGGGUUAAGAAAUCUUUUGUGUCACAAAGUUUGGGUGUGAUCUUAAAAUCUUGUCAAACUUUGAAAUGAGUGUCAAGAUUUCAUAUAUGGCACAUGUUGUUUUGGUAUUCCAAAAGUCUCAGUUUCCUCUUGGUUUGGGAUUUGGUCUAAUAGGAAAGGGUUUCUAGCAAACAAGUAGCAAGAGUCCUAGCUUGAUUUUACCACUCUGAUAAUUAAUAUAUGAAAUGGUUUUGAUUAAGAAGCUGUUAUAUCGCAAAAGUGAAUUAGUAAGAUAGUAAUGAGGAACUCUGACACAGAAUUUCUUUUCAUACAUAUAAUAUUACCAUGCAUUUUAGUAAAGCAAAGUCACUGAUGAGUUAUAUUUAUUUAAUGAAAUCCAUUAGUAUCUGUCUUGAAUCAUCAAGUAGGGAUUUUAGCACCUCACAAGUCCAACAUUUUGCCAUUCGUUAACCCUAGAAAAAACCUUGGAAUAUAGUGAUUAUGAGAUGCUUCUGUGCUUUUAUUAGUUAUUAAUGUUAUAUUUAAUUUUUAACAUUUGUAGAGUGGAACCCCUUAGAUGAAAUCAAGGCACUGCCUUUUGAAAUGCAACAGAGGUAUACUUUGGGUAUUUUCUUGGGAUUAAUACCCUGCUCAUUUGCUUUCUCAGAUAUAUAAGAGAGGAAUUUUAUUGUUUAGGGAAGAAUAUGUCCAAGUGUUAUUUACACUUAGUAUGUUAGAAAUGUCUAAUCUUGUUUCCAUUAACUUGCAAUCUUUUAUUCUUUUCCUGUUUCUUUUUUGUCAGCAGAUACGCAAAAAAAAUAUCAGAGGAAUCCUAUAAACUAGCAGGAUUGAUCAAAAAAAUUUCGUUUUUAUUCAAAAAGCUUCAUGAAGGUACUUUGUAUGUAACCUAACAGCAACUAUACACAACUAUCAAUAAUGAAUCAGACUGUUGGAUCAUGGGAGUUAUCUCUGUAUUCAACUGUACUGUGCCUGUGUGGAUAGAAAGGGUUGGUUAAAAGACUUUCAAGAGAACAAGCAGAAUCAGACUUAUUUGCCUUUACUGCUGAUUUAUUUUGAGAAAAAGGUAUCACAAUUUGUUACUGUGUUGUGAGUUCUCUCUUUUGAUCUUAGUUGAAACUUGGAUACAAUACGUCUACAGUACAAAUUAUAAGCAACAUCACGUGCCUGUACAAACACAUCCGCUUAUUAUCUCUUGCUAAAUGUAAAUUGAACAGUUGUUUAUAAGAUACAGAUUCUAAGAUACAUACAGUCCAUAAUGCAAGUGAGAGACUGAAUAAACCCUUUAACUCCCAGAAGUGAUUAACAUGUAACUUCUCCCCACAGUAUUCAUACAUUAUCCAGCAAAAAGGUAGUGACAUUACUCAAACUUAUCAGGUACAAGACAUUACCUUCAGUUGAUUGAACACCAAAUUCUCAUAACCAAUUUUUAAGGAAAUGUGUAUCAGUUGGAGAAGACAAUAACAAUCAGAUCUUGGGAGUUAUAGGCUUAAGACUUCUAAAACUGAAAUAUUAGUCCAAGCAAGUGUGGUAAAUUAGGACUAUGAUCUUUCCUAUGGUCUAAUGUACAAUUGACAAGUAGCUGGUACCAAUGAAAUUAACAAAAAAAAAGUAUCACAACAUUGCUCAAGAGCUAGACAGCAGAGUCUAACUAUGGUGUCAUUCUGCAUUACUUACAGGGAGAAGUUUUAUGAAGGAUGUUACUAUGGAUGUCUUCCUCAAGGUUCAGUUAAUGAUUUAAUUUCAAUUUCUGUAUUUUAAAAUAUCAUGUAGAUCAUGUAUGACAAAACUGAUAUUUUACAGUCAAUGUUUUGGCACAUUGAACCCUUUAACCCCUAACAGUGACCAGCAUCUAAUUUCUCCUUACAAAAUCACCCCUUAAUCCAAUACGAAGGUUUUGAGAACAGGAAGUAAUUACCAACUAAAGCAGCUCUUGAUUUUUGAACAAAUUCUUAAGCAAACAUUAGAGAAAAGUGUGGAGAAUGUGCAUACUGAUGUCAGGGUGUAGAGGGUGAAAGACAAUUUCAGUUGGUUUGGUUACUCUUUGGAAUUUUAAGACUUGGUCAGUGUCAUAGUUUCCUUUAAGGAGGGGGUAUCUCUUCAUAGUGAUGAUAAGAAGUGAAGUGGUGAUAAAUAUCAUAGUUUCUGAAGCAAAAUUCUCCAACACUUUGACCCCAGUUAGGCUCACAUUGAAUGACUAAACACUUCUUCAUCUAAGUGGUUAGUGAUUCACAGCUAGAGUGUGCGAAUCAGAUACAAUGAGUGACUUUUUAAAUAUACAUAGUACUCGACAAUUUUUUUCAUUUACUUAAUAUCAUAUUUUUAUUUCUUGUGGACAGGAUGUAAAAAUAAAACCAUCCCUAGCCCCACCAGAUCAGUAUGUUGAAAUGGGCCUCUGGAGACAGGUUAUGCAGGUGAACCAACAGAUUUGCCAAGAAAUGGAACAACUAGACAAGAAAUUAGAAGAAAAUGAUUGUCAAGACAACUCUGAGGUCCAUGCAUAUGACUGUUUCUGUUUUCUUUCUUGUUUUUUUUUAGUAAUACUACAUUGUGUAUACACUGUUGCGUGCAUUUUACACAGAAAAAAUCAAGGAGUAAACUAAAAUGAAUCAAACAAAGUGUUUUUCAUAAUUGCAUUACAAGGCAUAACUGUGAGAGAGGCAUGGAAGAGUCUAAGAGUGGUCUUUCAGUCUGACAGUCUAGUCUGUCAGUCUGACUGUCUCCUAGUGUAGUCUUUCUGUAAGCAGUCAAGUUUGUCUAUCUAGCAUUCUAUUCUUUCUGUGUGUCUGCCCUUAUCUGUCUGUCCAACUGUCUGCUUUGUCUUUAUAUUAACGUCUGGUCUGUCUUUCUCUCUGCCAGUUUGGCUUGUUUGUGAGUGGUCUAUCUAUUUAAUGCUUUUUUUUCCAAUCUUGUGCUUUUUUAACAGGAGGACACUCCAAGCAAAUAUGCUGAAAAAAGUGAGGAAAAGGAACCUUCUAUGAAUGAGGUUACUGAAGAAAACCAUUUAAUUGUUAUUUAGUUUUAAAUGAUAAGAUAAAUUGCACGCAUAUUUUGAUUGGGUCUCUCCUAUGAUUUGUUGAAGGGUAGACUCACAAAUGAGGUCAUCCUCAUUAAAAUUUUGUUUUGCUAUCAUGUAAAACAAUUACAUCCAGAUUCCAUGUGAGUUUGCACAGUAAUAGUAAUAGAUCACAGAUGACUUUAAAAUGUGGUAAGUACCUCAGUGACACUCGACUGCACCUUGGGUGCCACUUUUUUGUUCUUACCACAUUUUUAAGUCAUCUGUGUAUGUCACAAAACAGAAACAUGGAAUCUACCUGUAUUUGUUACAUAAAAUAUACUCAAAGUCUAAAGGGAGCAUUUCUGCAACAAUAGUAACCAUUUGUUUUUAUUAGUAAUUUUUAAAUUUCAUUUUUUUCUUCUCUGUUUUGCAAUAAAAUAUCAAUCAUAACUGAGUCUUCUGAGUGGGAGAAAUGUAAGAUAUAAAAUUUUCCCUUUACAGAGCAAAGACAAAACAAAAUCUUUCCGUGACUACUACAUGGAGAUGGCAACCUCUAGUUUUGGUGAUGACUUGGAUCGGCUUCGACAGGUGUGUUCCUUGUGGGAUUAGUUGUGAGUUUGUUUAGUUAUAAACAUAGAUAAUAAGAACAAAAAUCUAUCCAUCAAACAUAUCUUCAAAAGAAAAACAUGAGGGUAGCCCUCGGAAUUUUCCUAAUUCAAAGAGCUCAGUAUAUACUGGAAUUUUGUUUUAAUUUUGUACAUACAUCAUGUUUUUAUAAGCAUGGUCAAUUGAGAAUCCAACGAAAAAAAUUAGGAUGUAUUUUCAUGGUCAUUUGUUGUAACCUUACAGAGACUGGUCAACAAUUUUGUUUGUUUGUUUUUUUACAUCAUCUGAAAAAACCGAGUUGAAGUCUGGCCAAGUCUGAUCAGGUGACUGUAAAGUGGAAGGGGGCCACACUAUUUCAAUUUUGACUAUGGCUGCAGAUAAGAAUAUGACUUGUAAUCCCAAUAAUUUUUAAAACAAAAAGUUAUCUGCUAUAGCACAACACAAUUUCUCUGUCAUUCUUAUGUCAGGUACUUUUCUUUUACUUUAGGAGGGAAGCUUGGAUUCACGAAAAGUUGAAAUGCUAAUAAACUGUUUGGAAACUGGUAAGGACAUUUGGUCUGACUUAGAGAAAAAACUGCUCCAGUCUACAUGAACAUGAACAUUUAAAGUUAGGAUUGAAGCAAAUUUUCUGUGAUUUGGUGGCCAAUAUACCAACAAGAGUGAUAAAGGCAAAACUAUCCUUCAGUGGAGAUGUUUGUUUGUUCAGUGGUUGAUUGGUUGGUUAGUUCGUUUAUUUGUUUGUUUGUUUGGUAUCACAGUGGUUGUCUUAUUGAUAGCCCAGAUUUUUAACAGCCGGUAGCUCAAACUGAGCAUCAAACAGAGCGACAACAAAUACAAACCCAAGGGAGUGGUUGAAAAAAACACUUCUCAAGACAUAGAUUGCUACUCGACUUGCAAUUUAAAACAAACAUUAGGGUUAGGGUAGUAUUGUGAGAUCACCAUAGCCUUGUUUGUGAGUUACAUUUGCUGUGAAUGUUUCAAGGUUUCGUAACUGCUUUCGCACUAUUCUCAUUUGACCACAAUUACCAGAAUCCCUUUAAGUCGUUGCCUCCUCGUGUCACGUAAGGAUUAUUGAAUUUACUAAAUUUUUCUGUUAAAAAAAUAACGAAAUGAAUUCUGUUUAUUGGGGUAAACUUGGUGACGCUCUUGUGUCAAUGUAUUAUUCCAUAAAUUUUAUUAUUCAUCGGC
Molecule: messenger RNA, 6225 nt
Organism: Pocillopora meandrina
Lineage: Eukaryota; Metazoa; Cnidaria; Anthozoa; Scleractinia; Pocilloporidae
Source: the annotation of a GenBank genome assembly